Echinostoma caproni is the source of this 489-nucleotide messenger RNA. Lineage: Eukaryota; Metazoa; Platyhelminthes; Trematoda; Plagiorchiida; Echinostomatidae. The record is from the annotation of a GenBank genome assembly.
AUGGCGGGAUUGUGUCGUGGAUCCCAGCGAUUCACUCACGAAGAAUGGAACUAUAGUAAUAAUCUUAAAUAUAGAAGUGCAGAGAAAGAGAGAGAGUUCGCACAAGGAUUACAAAAUGAAUGUGAUCGCUUCAUUGAAGAAGCUGCAAAACGCACUGAAAAGACUCUGCGGGAUGUAGAUAAAAAAAUUGAACAAAGAAUAAGUGAUAUAAAGUACUGGAAAUCGGAGGUGAAUAAGAAACUACAAGACGUCACCGAAGAAACAGAAAAAUUAAACGAGUACCAUAUAAGGCUGAAAAAGGCUCUAGAUGCAACAGAAGAGCCACUUCACAUCACACAACAAUGUAUACUUACAAGGGAGGGUCGUACAGGAAUCGACCUUGUCCAUGAUGACGUACAGAAGGAACUUUGCAAAGAAGUCGAAGUUUUCAAAGGCGUGCAAUCAUUGUUGCAAAGAACCUUGGAACAGACAAAAGAACAACUUCGGUAA